AUGCAGUAUCAGCCACUUUACCAGAUGUCAUUUUCUCAUCCCCAGCCCCAACCUCGCCCCCGGUUCUGUAUUUUCCGUCCUGGUGGACUCUUAGCACCAUUGAUUCCGAUCGAUGAGCUUCCAUCAUGGCUGCAGAUUUGCAACUGGAGUCCGGAUAUGUAUAUGGGGCUGCAACCAGUAUCUCCGAGCUUCAUUCCCCGUGAGGGCGAAUACGAUGUGAUCUGCCAUCAUUGUUCCAGCAGUGUGGACUCCCUACAUCAAAGUGUUUCCGAACGAAAUACCGAUUCUCAGUCUCCACACUCGUCACCCAAAUCUGCCGCGAGUCAGUCAAAGAGCUGCCCUGGGGGGUUCUUCGGUGCUCUGCCCGAUUGCGAUGCGCCCCCUAUGGUGUCUAGAAUGCCUUUUGGAGCCGCUAUUCCAUUACCAGGACACCCACCUUUCCAAUCAGCACUCCAAAACCCCUUCCUAGGCAUGUACAUGCUACAAAUGCCAUGUGCCACAGCCAAUAUCAUGCCAACGGUUAUGCCAACUCCCGCCGCGCUGGAAAAAGCUUUGGAUAUUGCGAGUACAUGUUCUCAAAUGGGAUCGGCUUUGUCCAAGGGCUCCAACAUGAUGCCAGAAAAUUGCUAUCCGCUAAAUCCACACUCUUCGGGCUCAGAUGCAGACUCGGAAAGAUCUGCCAAGUCACAUUCCCGCACACCUGUUCGAAGUAAGGCAAGGCGCUUAGACUCACCGGACCCCAGAUCAAAGCCGCCAUCCAGUCCGAACUCAAGAAUUGGCUUUGAUCCAACAAUGGAAGAACCAUCUCUUUGCUCCACGACAGUCCUUCAUGAAACGGCGUCUCUUCUGAAUGAGAGCAUUGCAUCGACUGUUUCGCUGACUGCAGCUGUGGAAAGGCUGAAAGAGAGACUCGGCACGAAACUGCUUGCUCGAGGCCCGACUGCUCAUUCAAUUCAAAGGAAUGCGGUGAAUGUUGUACCUCAAUCUCGAAGCUCUUCAAAGAUUCACAAGGUGCGAACAUCUGCUCAACGACGAAAUGUUCGUAUUCGGCAUCGCCGCCGUGCGAAAAAACCCCCUCAGUCUGCAUCGAAGACAAGCAAUGCAAACAAUGAACCUCUUGCUGAACAACCUAAUUCAGCCACCAAAAGACGGGAUCGUCGUGAGAAGUUAUUAAGAGGCAAGAAGGGCUCGAAUGCGUCCAUCCGGUGUAUUCACAAUGACAUGCUGCAGAAUGGUCGUUUCCAUGCUCCUCAUCGCUAA
This is a messenger RNA of Penicillium macrosclerotiorum, 1260 nucleotides long. RefSeq lists its product as uncharacterized. NCBI's taxonomy places the organism in Eukaryota, Fungi, Ascomycota, Eurotiomycetes, Eurotiales, Aspergillaceae. The coding region runs from base 1 to 1260 and encodes 419 amino acids. The record is from RefSeq and is a predicted model, not a curated record. The transcript has a single exon.